GAAUCGGGUGGUAAACAAGAUGGUGCGAAUUUCAGAGGAUCUUGUACGUAAAAGAGCAGAACACAAUAACUGUGAGUUAUCAACACUCGAGGAAGUGUCGUUACAUCAGCUCGACAUAGAAAGACUUGAAUUUCUUGAUAAAAUUUGCCGUGAGCUUAAAAUACUUUAUCUGCAAAGUAAUCUUAUCUCUAAGAUUGAAAACGUUGGAAGAUUAAAGAAACUAGAAUAUCUUAAUUUGGCAUUGAACAAUAUUGAAAUAAUCGAGAACUUGGAAGGUUGUGAGUCACUGCAAAAAUUAGACCUCACUGUGAACUUUGUUGGAAAGUUGACCAGUGUGAAGUGUCUUCAAGCAAACUAUCAUUUACGUGAAGUAUACCUAACAGGAAACCCUUGUGCUCAGUUUAAUGGAUACAGGCAGUAUGUUAUUGUCACAUUACCACAGUUAAAGACUUUGGAUGGCCGAGAAAUAGAGAAAUCUGAAAGGAUAUUAGCAAAACAGGUUUACGAGAAUAUCACUCAAGAUGUUAUUGAUCAAGAAAAUAAGUACCAAGAAAAGACGGAACAGAAAAGAAAGUUUGACAAAGAAAAUAAAGAAAAUGAAAAACUCAGAAAUGAAGCAACACAAAACGUUGGAGCGGAAAAUAAUGAAAAAGAUGAUCAAAGUUUUUGGCAAGAGGAAGUCGAAUACACUCCCGAGUCUAGGAUAGAAAUUCACAAACAUUUAGAGGAACAGCGGAAAAGGAGAGAACAGACGGACAAACGGGGUGAAAAUACGCCAAAAGAAAUAAAAUACUUUGCUAGUGAUGGACGACCCUUGAACAUGAAUCGGGGAAAACUUGAUUUCGAGUUUACGGAAGACGAGGAGAACAAUGUUUUUAUUUUUGAUCUAUCGUGUCCGAAAUAUUUGGACACAUCAUUGAUCAACGUUGAUCUUCAGACAACUUAUCUUCGAGUAAACGUUAAAGGAAAGAUCAUGCAGCUGGCAUUACCCGAAGAAAUUAUGCCUGACUCGAGCACCGCAAAAAGAUCUCAAACAACCGGACAUCUUGUCUUAUCUAUGCCGAAGCUGAAUGCUGUCGUAAGACCGAAAAGUAUGAAACAGAGCUUAGUCAGACCAAUGCCUAACCAGAAGAAAAUGUCGUCGAGCAGCAGUUCAAAUAAGCUUGAAGUCGAUCCCAGCGUUCGUAAAGAUAUGGAUUUUAGCAACAUUGUAAAAGAGACAAGAAAAGAAGUGUUCACAUCAUAUACAUCAUCAAAGACACAAAAUGAAGACUUUGUUGACAAUGCAGAUGUUCCCCCGCUCAUCUAAUUCAUCAACCUUCCCUUCUCUUUUCAUUUCUCUGGCCUUGACGAUCAUUUUCAUGUUUCAUCUACAAGAACUAAGCAAAAAAGAUCCGCGAUCCAAAAUGACUUUAUUUCAUUCCUUUAUCCAUUAUAUUUUGGAACAGUGAUGGAUCUAGGGAGGAUUUUUUACGGGGGGGUGUGUGCUUGGCUUAGUGAUUAGCUAAGUUUCGGCGGUUAGAAACCAAUUAUGUAUUAACCUACUCAUUAUUAAUAAUUGGUGCUAGAUCAACAUAUUAAAUAUCAUUCAUACCUUUUGAUAAAAAUAAAUACCAUUGAAAGUCAAAAAA
Molecule: messenger RNA, 1631 nt
Organism: Xenia sp. Carnegie-2017
Lineage: Eukaryota; Metazoa; Cnidaria; Anthozoa; Malacalcyonacea; Xeniidae
Product: dynein axonemal assembly factor 11-like
Exons: 17
Coding region: 20-1309 (429 amino acids)
Biological process (GO): outer dynein arm assembly
Cellular component (GO): cytoplasm
Molecular function (GO): protein binding
Source: RefSeq, a predicted model, not a curated record